AUGGCGCACGAGUCUCCGCUGACGCACAAGUGCGAUGUCUAUGCCUUCGGAGUUGUGCUUCUGGAGUUGAUUUCAGGGGAGGAGCCAUUGAUGGACCGCAAUGGAGGAGGAGGUGGAGGAGGGUGUAGGAGGGUGAGUGUGAUCGAGACGGCGAGGGAGGCUGUGAGUAGCGGCGGCGGGUUGGAUCGGAGGUCGAAGGACUCGUUUCCGAUGGACAUGGCGGAGAAGAUGGUGAAGGUGGAGUUGGAGUGUGUGGAGGAGGAUCCGGACAUCCGACCCGACAUGGGUCGGGUUGCGGUCAAGUCAUGGGGCUUUGUGGGGGAUGUACCAGUGGGGCUAGAUGUGGUCGCGGCGAGGGAGUGUGCUGCCAUCCGUGAAGGUUUGAUAUUGGCUGUGCAGUUGGGGUUCAAUGGUAUUUUGGUGGCCACUGAUUUGAAGGAAGUUGUUUAG
This is a messenger RNA of Prunus armeniaca (apricot), 450 nucleotides long. NCBI's taxonomy places the organism in Eukaryota, Viridiplantae, Streptophyta, Magnoliopsida, Rosales, Rosaceae. The record is from the annotation of a GenBank genome assembly.